AUGGAAAAUGUUGAGCUUUUAAUGGAUUCUGAGAAAGAAGAAACGGUCUCGUCCAGGCAAAAUCUAGAGGAACAGCAAGAAGAAAAUAUUCCCGGGUCGUCUCCAGAAGGGGUUUUCACUCAUCAAGAAAAUAAUAUUUUUGAAGCGAUUGGUAGUCAAGAUGAUCUUGCGCAACAUAGCAUUCCUUUAUCAGCAGAAGAAUUGAAACAUGACGAAGAAAACGUCGAUCAGCAAGCAGAUGGUUUAGAUCAGAGAGAGCUUAUCGUUGAGGAUGGCGAUCAGCAAUACGAGAACAUGGUGCAAAUUACAUCUGAAGACAUGUACGCAGCUGGAUUUGAAAUGGAAGAUAUAAAUAAUUUAACAGAGGAACAGUUGAGUGUUGUUGUUGCAAUCAGCCAGGAAAGACAAGCCAAACAAAACGAUCAAGAAGAAGUUGUUGAAGAAGAUUCUCAUGAUCAUAUGAUUCAUCAUGACACGCUCGGGAACAAUUUCGGACGGAAUGAAGCCGGUGGUGAUGCAAAUCAAUAUCCAAGAGACGAGGAUGAGGAACAUGGUCAUAUGGAUGAUGCGUCGAUGCAUAUAAUUCUUACCCAUGAUGGAGGUGUGAACAUAACCGAUUCAAAACAGCAACAGUUCUAUAUUUCGGCAGCUGAAAUCGCGACUCUCAACAUUGAUCUGAAUAAUUUGAGCCAUGAAAAUGUGAAUCAACUUUUGCAGAUAGCUUUGCCAUCGAUGAAAGAAGGAAACGAUAUAAAACAAGAAGACACCUACAACCGGGAGGAACUCGAUCAAGCACCUUCUACGAGCUAUCAUCAUCAUCAGCAUCAUCAAAAUCACAAUCCUGAUAUUGAUAAUAAGAGUUCUAAAAAUGGGUUAAUUGGGGAGACAGUGCAGAUUCGAACAGCAGAUGGCCAACUUCAAGAUGCUGUUGUUAAAUAUAGCCGAGGGAAUUCAGAAUAUAAAAUUCAGUUUAUGAAUGGGGAGUUCGCCUAUGCUAAUAUCGACCAGCUGUUUCAUCAAAGAAUACUGAAUGAUCAUGACAACUACCAAAUGGCAAAUCCAGCACCUAUGACGAUCCGGAGAUCAGAUGUCGCUCAUCUUGCUGCACAGAAAAGAGCUGCACCUUCAACUGAUGAUUUAUGUCCUCCUGUUCUGAAACGGUCCUACCACCUAGCGCCGGUUGUAGACGGUCCUCAUCACACACCUAACUUCUGUUGUCCAAUUUGCGAUAAGAAGGUAUUUCAAAAAGAGCCUUCUUACAUAGUAAUUCGAUUACCAGCGUGCGAUUCCUGUACUCGUGAGAAGAUCAUUGUGCUGGACGAACAGAACAGCUGA
Caenorhabditis briggsae is the source of this 1335-nucleotide messenger RNA. The transcript is spliced from 8 exons. NCBI's taxonomy places the organism in Eukaryota, Metazoa, Nematoda, Chromadorea, Rhabditida, Rhabditidae. The record is from RefSeq and is a predicted model, not a curated record. Bases 1 to 1335 code for a protein of 444 amino acids.